This is a messenger RNA of Closterium sp. NIES-65, 411 nucleotides long. NCBI's taxonomy places the organism in Eukaryota, Viridiplantae, Streptophyta, Zygnematophyceae, Desmidiales, Closteriaceae. The record is from the annotation of a GenBank genome assembly.
AUGCGAAAUGAGGUUGCCCUCGUUCUCUCUCUCUCUCUCUCUCUCUCUCUCUCUCUCUCUCUCUCUCUCUCUCUCUCUCUCUCUCUCUCUCUCUCUCUCUCUCUCUCUCUGCCUCUCUUUCUUUCUCACACACGCACGUCGAGCCCUUCUCUCUUCUUCUUCUUCUUCUUCUUCUUCUUCUUCUUCUUCUUCUUCUUCUUCUUCUUCUUCUUCUUCUUCUUCUUCUUCUUCUUCUUCUUCUUCUUCUUCUUCUUCUUCUUCUUCUUCUUCUUCUUCUUCUUCUCGCUCUCUCGCUCUCCCCGUUUUUCUUUCUUUCUUUCUUUCUUUCUUUCUUUCUUUCUUUCUUUCUUUCUUUCUUUCUUUCUUUCUUUCUUUUUCAUCAUGAGCCAAAAUCAGAAAUUGCUCCUUUAA